AUGCGCGCCCCUACCGUGCGCCUGCGCCGCUCUCCGGCUCGCCGAAGCGCUUGCGCACCGCCCGCCGCCCGCGAGCCCGGCCGGCGCCUGCGCGGUGGCACCGGCGAGUUGGGGGGAGUCGACCCUAGCAACCACCCCAGCCCUGGGAGCGGACGCCACCCCUCCCCGCAUGCCCGGCCACCACCCCUCAGUCAGGACACCUACCUCCCACAGUGGUGUUAUGGGCUAUGGGUGGUGCUGCGUGGUUCAGGGCUUCUGCCGUUGUUCCCAAAAAGCGGAAUUGGCUGCUUGAGAGAGAAGAGGAAGAUCCCAGGCCAGCUCCAGCUCCAGAAGUCGCAGUACCUGCAACUGGGCCCAAGCCGCGGCCAGUAUUACGGCGGGUCCCUGCCCAAUGUGAACCAGAUUGGAAGUGGCACUGUGGAUCUGCCUUUCCAGCCCAGCGGAUUUCUGGGGGAGGCCUUGGCAGCGACUCCUGUCUCUCUGACACCCUUCCAGUCCUCAGGCCUGGAUACCAGCCGGACCACCCGGCACCAUGGGCUGGUGGACAGAGUGUACCGGGAGCGCGGCCGGCUCGGCUCCCCACACCGCCGGCCUCUGUCGGUGGACAAACACGGACGGCAGGUGGACAGCUGCCCUUAUGGCACCGUGUACCUCUCGCCGCCUGCGGACACCAGCUGGAGAAGGACCAAUUCUGACUCUGCCCUGCACCAGAGCACAAUGACACCCACCCAGCCAGACCCCUUUACGGGCGGGUCCCAGGACGCACACCAGAAAAGAGUCUUACUACUAACAGUCCCAGGAAUGGAGGAGACCACAUCAGAGACGGACAAGAACCUUUCCAAGCAAGCAUGGGACACUAAGAAGACAGGGUCCCGGCCCAAGUCCUGCGAGGUCCCUGGAAUCAACAUCUUUCCAUCCGCCGACCAGGAAAACACUACAGCCCUGAUCCCCGCCACCCACAACACCGGGGGCUCCCUGCCCGACCUGACCAACAUCCACUUCCCCUCCCCGCUCCCUACCCCGCUGGACCCUGAGGAGCCCACCUUCCCCGCUCUCAGCAGCUCCAGCAGCACCGGCAACCUCGCCACCAACCUGACACACCUGGGCAUCGGCACUGGCCAGGGUAUGAACACACCAGGCUCCUCGCCGCAGCACCGACCAGCUGGUGUCAGCCCGCUAUCCCUGAGCUCCGAGGCACAACGGCAGCAGGCCCAGCAGCAGGUGUCGCCUACCCUCUCCCCGCUGUCACCCAUCACUCAGGCCAUGGCCAUGGACGCCCUGUCGCUGGAGCAGCAGCUGCCCUACGCCUUCUUCACCCAGGCGGGCUCGCAGCAGCCACCCCCACCACAGCCCCAGCCCCCACCACCUCCGCCGCCCGCAUCCCAGCAGCAGCCACCCCCACCACCUCCGCAGGUGCCUGUUGGCCUUCCCCUGGGUGGCCCCCUGAUGCCAAGCACCAGCCUGACGCGGGGGCCCCAGCUGCCCCCGCUCUCGGUCACAGUACCGUCCUCUCUCCCCCAGUCCCCCCCAGACAACCCAGGCCAGCCGCCAAUGGGGAUCGACAUCGCCUCGGCCCCAGCUCUGCAGCAGUACCGCACUAGUGCUGGCUCCCCGGCCAACCAGUCUCCCACUUCACCUGUCUCCAAUCAAGGCUUCUCCCCUGGGAGCUCCCCGCAACACUCUUCCACCCUGGGCAGUGUGUUUGGGGACUCGUACUAUGAGCAGCAGAUGGCGGCCAGGCAGGCCAAUGCUCUGUCCCACCAGCUGGAGCAGUUCAACAUGAUGGAGACUGCCAUCAGCUCCAGCAGUCUGUACAGCCCGGGCUCUACACUCAACUACUCACAGGCAGCCAUGAUGGGCCUGACAGGCAGCCACGGGAGCCUGCCAGACGCACAGCAGCUGGGCUACCCCAGCCACAGCAGUAUUCCUAACAUCAUUCUCACAGUGACUGGAGAGUCCCCUCCCAGCCUCUCUAAAGAACUGACCAGCACACUGGCUGGGGUUGGCGAUGUCAGCUUCGACUCCGAUAGCCAGUUCCCCCUGGAUGAACUCAAGAUUGAUCCCCUGACCCUGGACGGACUGCACAUGCUAAACGACCCUGACAUGGUUCUGGCCGACCCGGCCACCGAGGACACCUUCCGGAUGGACCGUCUGUGAGUGAACGUCUGGCACCAUCACCCCGCCGGUCAGUGGCCCCGACGGCAUCUCCCUGAGCCUGGGGACUGCACACUCCGUCCCUGCAAACGGCUGAGCUUGUGAUUCUGAGCUUGCAAUGCCGCCAAGUACCCCCACCUGCCCCCCCAGCUGUCCACCUCUCUCGGGAGGCCGAGCGUUGACCCCUCGGAUCUGCCCUCUGCGCGUGCUCUCUCACCUCCUAACCCGGGCCAUGAGCCAUCUAUCCCUGUAAGAUGCAGAAAGUGUGUUGGGCAGGGCCACCGGCCUGGGGUCACCGGGGUCUGCGACGUGGUGGGCUGACAUUCAUUUCCGACUGUUGUCCAGCUCUCACUGCCUUCCUUCGUCCCCAGUCACCCACCUGCCAGCCCCAGCCCAUGGUUAGGUAGAGAGCCAGCCCCACCCGCCAAAGGGAGAGGGUGCCAGAGAGAGGGGCAGACCCAGCUCGAAAUAAACACUAUUUUGACUGCUGUCUUUUAUAUUCCUGAGCGCACAGAACGCUAGAGCCCUUCCUGUGGGGGCAAAUGCAAAGGUAUAAACGGAGCAGCUAGAUCUUCCCAGCCUCCUCCUGCCUUGCUCACCCCCCACCAGGUCCCUCUGGGGCUGCCAGGGGGCAUUUCUGGGGGUUUUAAAACUUGUUUUCAUCUUUCCUUCUCUGUAUUGUGCUCAUUGUUACUGUUAUUUACAGAUACGUGGGGAGGGGGUGGCCAGGGCAUUUUUGUUGUGUUUUUUGUUUGUUUCUUUUGGUUUGUAUUUACAUUUUGGCUGUAGACGAGGACCUGACUCGUACAAGCCAACGCUUGCCUGAGAGCAUGUUUUUAUUCCAGAAAUCCUAUGUUAUACAUUUUUUAGGCUAACUGGAAGCAGUCCACUGUCUGAGCUGUCUCUGGCCUCUUUAAUUUCACUGCAAGUUAUCUCAAAACAGAAGGGCUGAGCGGCUGCCCGGCUGGCCCAGUGAAAGCCAGCUGUGCCAAGUGGGGACUUUGGCAGAAGCUCAGGUGGUUGGAAGUGCCUCUGCUCCGGCCACGUAACAGACUCCUGGGAAGGAGCCAUUGUUUUUAUUAAGGGUCUCCAGAGAAGACCCGGCUCUGCCAGGCCCUCCUGAAGGUGCCUGCCCAUCCUCAGGGCGGGUGCAUCCCAGACCCUGAGGCUGGCAGCAUCUGUGGCCCCUCUGCUCCCAGAGGCUCCAGAGACGAGGCUGUCUCUCACCCCCCACCCCAAGAACCAGCUGACACCCCUCCAGCCACCUCUUUUGUAGCUCCGCCUGGCAGGGCUGGGUUUGGAGGCAAAGAACAGCGUGUUUUUAGUGGCAGGUUUCCAGGUGCUUCAAGUGCCUCAGGAAGCUGAGUUGACUGCCUCUGUGCCCUUCAGGCCCUGUGAGGGACAGCAGACAGGCUUUAUUUUCUGUUGGCUGCUUUAGUAGGGACCUCUGUUUCAGUCCCUCCCAAGUUGCAUCUCGACUUGCUCCUCCACCUGCCUUCAGGCUGACACUUCUGCCUGGUGCAUUUCUCUGUGGUGUUGCGACCACUCCUCCGCCUGGAUCUUGGGAGCCCUCACCUCUGGGGGAGCCAGAUUUAAUCCCAGCGACCAUCCCUUCUUGCUCCCCAGCUAAGUUGUUAGCACAUGUCUAAGUGGCUGGGUGACCACACAGGUAAGAAGGCCCCCUGUCACUUGUCCCCACCACCAUUUGGGCUGGGGGACAUGGUGUCAGUCCAUCCAGGUCCAGGGCCUGUCCUCUUCCCCACAGUGGAGGCGGGGAUAGCGAUGGGGACAUUUUUGUUUUAAAAGAAAAUCUACAUGUAUAUAGAAGAGUUUGGUUACCAUUAGACUUGUACGUAGAACUUUUUUAAAAAUGGCCUUAAUAAAAUUACAAGCAACCUUCCUGGAUGCAACUUUCAAACAAGGCGUUGGGAACUCAGUGAGGGAACCUUGUCAGCCCACGCUUCCCAUCUGCCUGGUGCCUGUUCUGGGUGCAGACAGGCAGGAGAGGCCCGUAGCCGGGAGCACAAGUGACAUUGUAUUAACACAUGGCCUCGAUCUGUGAGGGGCUUAGGUGCAGAGCUAUUCUGGGAGGGCCCCCUCCACCACCACCACCAGGAGCCAGUGGCCAGGUGUCCCGGUGUCUUCCAAGGGGUUAACCUCACCUGGGACUGGGGAGGCUUAUGGGGUCUGCAACAGGAAACUUUGUUUUUUUCUUAAUAUCACUUCUCUACUAAAUAUUCUUGAGUUGCCAAGACUUUCUGAGGCAAGACAGCCUAAGGGAAUCAGUCCUCUGACUUGUGAAGUGGAAAUACUGUGACUUCAGGCAAGCUGCGCCAUGAGGGGCGGGCCCGGGCCUGCAUCUUGUAUAUACACCCACCACCCGCGUCCUGCUCACGUGCUCGGGGCAAGCUUGGAGGUCAGGCCUGGACACACGGUCCACAUGGGCUCAGAGGCCUGCCGUGCUGUUCCCCCAGCACCCCUAGAGUACUCCCGGCUUUGGCCGAGCCCCCUCAGCUGUGCAAACCUUUCCCUUGGGAACGCGAGCUGCCUCGCCUGUCCCACCUGCCUUGGUUUACCCUCUGCCCUCUAAGUCCCCAGGGCAGUGAGUUUGUUCCCCCAUGUGACUCCUGGGCACGGGGGAUGGAGCCAGGGGUCGGCCCCUCUGUGUCCUCCAGAGAAGAGGGUUGUACCCAGGGCUGACUGGAAAAGGCAGGGUUUUGUUGGGAUCAUGUCCCCUGUCACAGACGCCCAUGCCGACUGCCCCCCUCCUUGCCCUUACGGGGUAAAGACAGGCGGUGCUGCAUCCCCUCCCCUUGACACUGUGGGCAGGAAGGGUCAGUGCCAGUCUCGGGGCAAGGGGGCCCUGGGGCCCUCAGUGGAAAGCUCAGGGGGCAGGUCAACCCCUCAGCAAAAUUUGGAGACCCUAUAGCCAAUGGCCCAAAAGCCAGCCAGGCUCCCCUGUGGGGACAAACCACAGUAGAAAGGGCCUAAUUGUGCUGGGUCCAGCCCCACCCUCGCUGUGGUCCACAGGGCUCCCUGGGACCAGCUGUCCAGGGUAGGGGUGUGCACUUAUGGCCCCUUCCUUAGUGACACCUCACACUCCAGUGUGCAGGUUGUACUUUUCUGCCUCUCUGUGCUGUUAUCUGCUUGUGGAUUUUCAGGGCUGGAAGGAGGGCUCUGAGUGGUCAGUGUGUUUGGCCUGAUUUCCAUCAGCUGAGCUCCCUGGAGGGCUACCAGCAGGGCAGUCACGUGUGAGGCCCAGGUGUCAGAGUGGGUCAGGUGAGGUCAGCUCUGUCAAACACCACAGUGAGACCCUGCAUGGAGGGUCUCAUGUCCAUCCAUCCAUGCGUCCUGCUGAGUGAGGGUGGAUGUCAGAUGUCGGGCCUGUGGCUGGUCAGGUGGGACAGGGCUGGGCUGGGCCUGGGCAGCAGGAUCGCCAACCCCCCCAUGUCUGGUGUCCUGGACCUGAUGAGUGCCCACGAGCGACUGUCACUAGAGGGGUCCCCAGAGCUGAGAUCACAUGGGAACAUGCCCCGUUCCCAGACCACCACCUCUAGGGGACCCUGAGCUGGUUCAUAACCAAACAUCCUUCCAAACCCCCCUCCACUGGACUCUGAGCUAUCUGCAUUUCCAAAGAAUGCACUCCACCCCCGUACAGGCUGGGUGUGUGAGGUCUGGAGGCAUUGAGGGGCUGACAAAGCAGCAGCACCCGUCAUUCUCCCUGGGUUCUGAUGGAGCCAUGGUCAGAGGCUGCCUGGGACCCAGUGUGGGGGCUGGAAGGUCAAGGGGACUAGGCAUCCUGGUCCUGGCCCAUUGUUCCUGCAGGUGGCAUUCCAGGUGAGGGGCUGUGGCUACCUGAGCCCUCCCCACAUGGCCUGCAGAGCCGGGGGGAGGACUCAGUGCCUUGCCCAUCUGGGAUGCCUGUCUGGGGUGAGUGGGCACCUGGUGUGUUUCUGCCCCAGUUCUCCUGUGACUGGGGGAACUUGGGUCAUUCCUCCAGGGGUGCUGGCCAGGUGGGACUUGGGCACCUCUCCUUAUACCCUUGUGCCACAGGCAACUGGUCAUUCCUCAGGAGAGGGAGUGGGGUGACUUGCACCCCCAGGCCUGGGCACUGGGGAACUCCUGAGGGCAUGGGGAAUAGAAAUGAUCCUUGUGAACUGGGCCUCAGUCUUUCUCCUAUCAAUGGCUCAGACCCAUGGGUCUCAGGGCCCCAGGCUGCUCCCAGUCAGGGUGAGGGGCAGGGGCUGGAUGUCAGGGCUGUAGACGGCUCCCUCUGCCUUCCACUCUCCUGGCCAGCCCCCAACACCCCAUACUGAGGAGCCAGGGACAUAUGGCAUAUGCGGGGGCAGGGGUGUUGCUCCCAUAUUGUAGGGUUCUGGAAUUUGGGGGCAAUUGAUGCCCAUCCCAUCCUAACCUGUCAGUCACUUCUGACCUCUUGCCCACUGGGGACAAGGGGACAGUGCUGUGGCCUUUGCCACCAGGAGGGCUUUGGCAGCUGAGGUCCAUUGGCCCCGCCGUACCCUCCCCAGGAAACUGCCCCCCCAGGGGCUGGGUGGCAUCACUAAUAUAUGCAAACCUAUGAGUUGGAGCCCUCCCCUGCCUGUGUCCCUCUGUCCCCAGGCUGGCUCUGCCCCCCCAGCAUGUACACUCAGCUGUGGAUGUCCUGUGGGCCGUGUGUGUGGACGCCUGCAUCGGGCGGGGGCAGGCGGCUCAGGGUGCACUUGGCCGGCCCCUGCCCGUCCUCUGGCGUGGACGCUUUUGUCUUUGUACCUUUGCAUCCUUUGUAAUGAAACCUAAUAAAAAUCCAAUGUUUUCGUCUC
Messenger RNA from Hipposideros armiger (great roundleaf bat), 6974 nucleotides. RefSeq names its product CREB regulated transcription coactivator 1 (gene CRTC1). Gene Ontology annotation, molecular function: cAMP response element binding protein binding. The transcript has 16 exons. The coding region runs from base 1 to 2157 and encodes 718 amino acids. Gene Ontology annotation, biological process: positive regulation of transcription by RNA polymerase II. Gene Ontology annotation, cellular component: cytoplasm; nucleus. Lineage: Eukaryota; Metazoa; Chordata; Mammalia; Chiroptera; Hipposideridae. The record is from RefSeq and is a predicted model, not a curated record.